Messenger RNA from Conger conger (European conger), 2057 nucleotides. It is a transcript of the gene thumpd1, whose product is annotated as THUMP domain containing 1. Lineage: Eukaryota; Metazoa; Chordata; Actinopteri; Anguilliformes; Congridae. Gene Ontology annotation, biological process: tRNA modification. The record is from RefSeq and is a predicted model, not a curated record. The transcript is spliced from 5 exons. Gene Ontology annotation, molecular function: RNA binding. Bases 370 to 1329 code for a protein of 319 amino acids.
GUGCCCAGUUCAGUUGUAGACAAGGUGCUCUUUUAUGGAUCUUUCACAGAGUCAGUGCUAAUCUUUUCACUGGUUUCGUGGUACAGAAAUUUGAAUGUGCAAAACAAAAGUAGACUGUGAUAUCGCCAUUGCUUGACGAGGCGAGCAGGCUAGACAACCAAGAAGUGUCCGACUUUUUGACUCCUCCCCCGAUGGCAAUCGGUUACUCUCGCCUGUUUUCGAGCCAAGUCGAAAGUCUACAGCGAGGCGAUGUCGCCGUGGCAUUACGUCAUCAACGCGACGAGAAAGCAGUGGGAAGCCUCCGGUAAACUGCACGUGUGAAAUUGUACGAGAGCUCUUGGAGUUGUACCCACACAAAAUAGGCAAAAAAUGACCGAAAACCAAGACUCAAGAAAGCGGAGCAAACGGCAUUACGGCAACUAUGGAAACAAAAAGUAUAAAGGUUCACGCGAGCUCGAAGUUGGAAUGCAGGGAAUUCUCAUGACUUGUAAUAUGAAUGAGAGGAAGUGUACUUCAGAAGCUUACAGCCUCUUGAACGAGUAUGCGGACGAGUUAUACGGACCAGAGAAGUUUUCUGAUGUUGACGACGGUGACAGCGAUGCAAACGAUUCUGCAGAUGAGGAUGACGCAGAGGCUGCCUUAAAGAAGGAAGUUAAACAGAUACGUUCUUCUACACAAAAGAUGGAGAGGCGCUUCCAGGCUCUUGACAGUGGAGCUAAUAAUGUCAUCUUCAUUAGAACACAGCAUUUAGAUCCUGAAAAGCUUGUCCAUCACAUUUUGCAAGACCUGCACACAACGAAAAAGAAGAAAUCUCGGGUCAUCCUCAGGAUGUUGCCAGUGAGCGGGACCUGUAAGGCCUUCAUUGAGGACAUGGAGAAGUACAUGGAAAACUUCUUGGAGCCAUGGUUCAAGACCCCUAACCAAGGAACCUUUCAAAUUGUAUUCAAGGCCCGCAACAGUAGUCAUAAUAAGAGGGAUGAAGUCAUUAAGGCUUUGGCGGAAUUGGUGGGGAAGAUGAAUCCCGAAAAUAAAGUGGAUCUCACCAACCCGGAGUACACAAUCAUCAUCGAGGUGAUUAAAAACGUGUGCUGUGUGAGCGUAGUACGGGACUAUAUGCUGUUCAGGAAGUUCAAUGUGCAGGAAGUGCUGAAGCUGGAUAAAGUGCAAAAUCAACCUCAGAGGACUGAAGGAUCACCCAGGGAGACCGAGGACGUGAAGCAGGAUGGAGGAGACGGAGACUCCAAAACUGUUCCUGGCCAGGAGCAGCAGGAGGAGCAGGCUCUACCAGAAAAAAAGGCAGAGGAAGACCACUCACCUGGCAAGAAGUAGUGGAGGACAUUGCGCCUAAUAAUGGAUAUCGUUGUGCUAAGUGUGUUAUGUAAAUAGAGGGCAUAACUGGAACCUGUUCAUGGUUUAAUACAUGUGUGUAAAUGGUCAAAAAGUUGGAUUCCAGUAGUGUGUAUUCCCUUCCUGAUUGUGAUCUUCACCUUGUAAUAUUUAACCAGAAUUUAGCACCUCAAGCUCUUGGACAAUUUUUCCAAAAGUGAAUUCAAAAGGAGGAAAUUUUUGUUGUUAAAUGGCUCCCAGGAACUACUUUGUCAGUGUCUACAUUUUAUACCCAGCAUGUUGAAUGUUGGAAUAUGUGAUUUUAUUUGUCAGAAAUGUGAUUUAAAUAAUGUGUUAUCAGUGGUGCAGUUUUAUUUUACUCAGUUGAGUUUACUUAUCAAAUUGAAAAAAGAACUUUGAAUUUUACUUGAGUUUAGCAUUAUCCAAGUAAGAAAAGGUAAGCUUAUCCUGUCUUCCUCCAUACAUCAGCGAUAGGUGUUGGAUUCCCUUUCUCCUGCCAUCUUUACAAUUCGAUUUUUACUGAAGCAGAUUGAUUACAUUGUUCUUAAUGACAAAAUAGAUUUUGUUUUCUAAUCAGGGAAACACAUAUUUUAUCCCAGAUUGUCUUUUUACAUGUCUUUUUCUUAUCUAUUCCUUUUAAUAAGUAUCUCGGAUUUCCUGUACCUUGAUAGCACUAUACUGAAAUAAAAUUGAUUUGAUUUCCAAACGUA